Messenger RNA from Diplodia corticola, 2364 nucleotides. RefSeq lists its product as uncharacterized. The coding region runs from base 1 to 2364 and encodes 787 amino acids. The record is from RefSeq and is a predicted model, not a curated record. The transcript is spliced from 3 exons. NCBI's taxonomy places the organism in Eukaryota, Fungi, Ascomycota, Dothideomycetes, Botryosphaeriales, Botryosphaeriaceae.
AUGCCGCGGCGCUGGUUGCAGCAAACUGACACGACAGCUGCAGGAUGGAGCGGAAGCCAGGGCUGGGUGCAGUACAGGGUCGAUCUGCCGGACGUGGUCAACGACGACGCGAAACCGGUCAUCUGCGUCAAUUUCGAGUGUCCCACAGGCUUCAACGAUAAUAGACUUUGGGCAGAUGCGACUGCCAGCGCGGAUCCCAAGGCUCCGGCGUCCUCGCUGUUCAAGCUCACAGCGAGCGACUUCGUGAAGCGCGACCAUCCGCUGACCGGGACGCUGACGGUCACGUUCAACGAGAGCCUCUCGACACGCUCGGCGGUCACGAUGGUCAGGGUGGCUCGGCCAGUCACGUGCGUGAGCAACUCGCGGGGCGAGAAGCAGACGGGCAACAACCGGGUCGUAUGGGAGGCGGGUUCGCCGACGAAAUACGAGGACAACGGCGACGCUAGCUGCCCGGGGUCGUUCUUCCCGGUGGGCUUCGACGUCACUGACGGGUCGGUGAGCGCGUGGGUGUUGGACUUGACCAUCGAGGUGGACGCGAACCUGGCCGGCGUGCCAGUGACGGUGCACGGCGGCAACGACGCGGCGGCCGAGGUGGCGGCCAGCGACGGCGACAGCGCAUACGUCUUCGGCAAGACCGGGACGCAGACGGUGCGGGUCAAGGUCGACCCGCCGUGGGCGCAGGUAGAGAGGCGGCCGUGGGGGGUGAGCGGGAACGUGGCGUGGAGGCUGCGCGUGUGCAGCACCGGCCAGACGCUGCCGUUGAACGCCACGCGACUGGAGCUGUACGCACUGGCGCCGCAGCGCAGCCUGCCCGCCUACUUUGAGGGGGCGGUGCCGGUGAGGCUGGCGCGCAGGGCGGUGCCGCGGGGCCACACGGGCGACCACCUGUCCUGGCUGGAGUACUGCUACGACAACGUCUUCACACGCUUCGACUUCCGCUACGAUGCCACGUACGGGGCGCCCGCCUACGUCGCCAGCCACCUCGGCGGCAACUUCCGGCUGCGGGCGUACCUGGCGGCGGCCGGGCGUGGGGCGUCGCUGGUCAACUGCUACGACCAGGCCGCAGCCAUGCAGAUCUGCCUCGCGCUGGCGCCAGGCACAGGCCGCAGCGGGGUGAGAUGGGCCUUCAUGGACGCUUUCGGCUUCAUCAAGACGACGGAGCUGGUGGGCUGGGGCGCCUGCAACAACCCCUUCUUCCGGAACCCGGCGUGCGCGAGGACCCGCGAGUGCGACAACGACGACCCGCGGCGCUCGCACUUCGACAACCACGCCUUCCUCGUCCUGCAGCCCUCCAACACCGUCGUCGACGCCACCUGCUCGCCCCACCGCGGCACUGAAAGCCCGCAGCGGUACCUGUGCGCCGCCGUCCAGACGCUGGACGAGACGACGCUGUACCGCCAGCACGGCCUGACCCCCGGCAGCGAGACCAACAUCGACAGCACCUCGCCCGGCAUCGUCAGCCUGGACGCCGCGGCCAUGGUGCCGCGCUCGGGCGAGCCGCUGGUGGGCGGCCCGAUCGAAGCCCCACCACGUGACCGGGCCGUCGCCCGCCUUCUGCAGCUCGCCGCUCCCGCCAGCCUGCACGCCCCGCCCCCCAAAUUCUGCAACGCCGACAUCACCGCUGCAUUGUUCGACGCCGCUGCCGCCGCCGCCGCCGUCCCGCCCUGGGACGCGGUCCGCUCCGACGUCUACCUGGGCCGGGACGCCACCACGGCUGAAUGGGUGCUGGGCUUGCGCGGGAGCGAGGCCGAGGUGACGGUGCAAUGCACAGUGACCGAAGACACGGAGCGCGCAAGCGAGCAGAUGACGGCCCAUCUGCGCGCCUACACCGGUCCGCUGCGCCAAGUCUUCGUCCGCCCGGAGCAGCGCCACGCCCAGUGCGAGCUCAGCCUCGAGACGGCCCCCGGCCUGCCCCGGCCCACGUCUCUGUGGGUGUUUGGCAACGUGUUUGUGCGCGCCACCCAGAGCCGGCUGGGUGCCCAUGACGACGACGAUGGCGGCGACGAGGCGACGGCCGUUGCCCACGCGGUUUCUGCCGCCAGCGGUCUGCUCUACGCCCGCCUCGAGAGCACCACCGUCGCCACCAGCGCCGAGGUGCUGCGGCCGCGCAUCCUGGACGUAAAGUGCCCUGACGAGGUCAAGGUCGGCCAGGACUUUGUCGUGCGUGUCUCGGCCAACGGCGGCCCUCGCGUCGACAUCCGCACCAGCGCAGCCAACGUCGUCCUUAUCGAGGCGAACCACCAAGUCCUUACUUACAAGUUCACCGCCGUCGAGCCUGGGCCUGACGAGCUGCAUUUCUACUUCGCCCACCCGCAGUCGCUCAUGCCGGCUUCGCACCGCCACCAGCUCACCGUGGUCGAGUAG